AUGUGGGAGGUGAGAAGGGGUCUGAGGAGAAAGAAGGUGGGUCUGAUAAUGGGAGAGAAGAAAGUGGAUCACAGUGAUGUGAGCGGUGAGGUAAAUGAUGAGCAUGUGAAGAAGGGGAAGGGUAAAAAAAAUAAAAGAAAGAACGAAAAUGGAGGUGAUUCUGGAGAAAGCUGCAUUGAGAAGUCUGACGGUGAGGCUGAAUCUGGUUCUUGUUCUUCUAAGAAGAGGAAUAGAGAGGAGGAAGUGCUGGACGUAGAUAUAGGAGAGGGGAAGAAGAAGAAGAAGAAGAAAAAGAAAGGGUCCAAAUUGGAUGCACAUAUUGAGAAUAUAAAUGCGAAUGUUGGAGAUGUUGAAACAGAAAACAAUUUCGGAAGUGCAAAUGAGCAUUUGAGAAACUCGUAUUCCAAAAAGUCAUCCAAAAGAGUAAAAUUUGCUAAUCAUGUAGAAGUCUUUCCUGCAUCUGAUGACCAAGAUGAGCAGGAGGAAAACCCAGGAACUGAGUUGAUUCGAGAGUUCUAUGUGCCCUUGUUGUGGACCUGUGGUGAAUCUGGUGAUGCACAUCGAACACAUAUUGUCUUACUAGCAAUCCGUGUGACACACACAACAAAAGUGGAACAUGUACCCCCUCACAUUCAUGUAUUUUCACAAUUAAUAUGUAAUAGGUUCAAAUGGUGUGAUGAGUCGAUGGUUCCACUUUCUGAGCUUGGGAUUUAUAACUUGAAGAGGUAUUUGAAACUUUCAGGGGCUGCCUUACCGUGUAGGGCUUCGAGAUCAGUAUGUCACAGAGCAAAUAUUUUGUUUACGAGGGAGGACGAAAAGGACCAAGAUGAUGUGGAGGAAAACCCAGGAAUUGAGUUGGUUAGAGGUAAGAGGUUCACGAAGGAAGAAGAUCAGAUAAUCAAAGAUGCUGUUCACAAGUAUAUAGAGAGUAGAAAUUCUUUCAGGGUUCUGUGUGCCCUUGUUGAUGAUGUGGCACUCUUUAUCAGCUCAUAA
This is a messenger RNA of Papaver somniferum (opium poppy), 993 nucleotides long. RefSeq lists its product as uncharacterized. Bases 1 to 993 code for a protein of 330 amino acids. The transcript is spliced from 5 exons. The record is from RefSeq and is a predicted model, not a curated record. NCBI's taxonomy places the organism in Eukaryota, Viridiplantae, Streptophyta, Magnoliopsida, Ranunculales, Papaveraceae.